Knipowitschia caucasica is the source of this 3027-nucleotide messenger RNA. The record is from the annotation of a GenBank genome assembly. NCBI's taxonomy places the organism in Eukaryota, Metazoa, Chordata, Actinopteri, Gobiiformes, Gobiidae.
AUGUUCGUCGUGGUUGGGGAUCGUGGAAGAGAUCAGGUUGUCAUUCUGCACCACAUGUUGUCCAAAGCCACUGUCAAAGCUCGUCCAUCAGUUCUGUGGUGCUACAAAAAGGACCUUGGCUUCAGCAGUAAUCGUAAAAAGCGAAUGCGGCAGCUGCAAAAGAAGAUCAAAACUGGCACACUGAAUCUGAACCAGGAUGAUCCAUUUGAGCUUUUUGUUGCUGCUACCAACAUCCGCUACUGCUACUAUAAUGAGACCCACAAAAUCCUCGGAAACACCUACGGCAUGUGUAUACUACAGGACUUUGAGGCUUUAACUCCUAAUCUUUUGGCAAGAACAAUAGAAACAGUUGAAGGAGGUGGGAUUGUUGUGAUUUUAUUGAGAACAAUGAAUUCCCUGAAACAGCUCUAUACAAUGACUAUGGAUGUGCAUUCACGGUACAGAACUGAAGCUCACCAAGAUGUGGUAGGCAGAUUCAAUGAAAGGUUCAUCCUGUCUCUCGCGUCUUGCAAAAAUUGCGUUGUAAUUGACGAUCAGCUCAACAUCCUGCCUAUGUCCAGCCACAUGGCAAAUAUCAAGCCAGUGCCCCCCAAAACACAGGAGGAAGGCUUGUCUCCUCGUGAACAGGAGUUGAAAGAUCUAAAAGAGUCUCUUCAAGACACUCAGCCUGUGGGUGUGUUGGUCGACUGCUGCAAGACUAUGGAUCAGACUAAAGCGGUGCUGAAAUUCAUUGAAGCGAUAUCAGAGAAGACGUUAAGAAGCACCGUGGCUCUCACUGCAGCUCGUGGACGCGGGAAAUCUGCUGCACUGGGACUGGCUGUCGCUGGAGCGGUGGCUUUUGGCUAUUCCAACAUUUUUGUGACAUCACCAAGCCCUGACAACCUACAUACAAUGUUUGAGUUCAUCUUUAAGGGCUUUGAUUCCCUGCAGUAUCAGGAGCAUCUCGACUAUGAAGUCAUCCAGUCGUUAAACCCAGAGUUCAAUAAAGCUGUUGUCAGAGUGAACAUUUUCAAAGAGCACAGGCAGACCAUUCAGUACAUCCACCCGGGGGACGCCGUGAAACUCGGCCAAGCAGAGCUACUCGUCAUUGAUGAAGCCGCCGCGAUUCCUCUUCCUUUGGUCAAGAAACUACUUGGACCAUAUCUAGUUUUCAUGUCUUCCACGAUCAAUGGGUACGAAGGGACGGGGCGCUCUCUCUCCCUCAAACUCAUUCAGCAGUUGAGGCAGCAGAGCGCAGACAGCCAGCAGAGUCUAUCAGCAGAAAACAAAAACACCAAUACUGCAAGGUUAUCAGCAGCUCGGUCCCUGCAUGAAGUCUCUCUCCAAGAGUCCAUUCGUUAUGCUUCAGGAGACUCUGUGGAGAAGUGGCUCAAUGAUCUGCUCUGUCUCGACUGUCUCAACAUCCCCAGGCUGAUCUCGGGCUGCCCACUUCCACAGUCCUGUGACCUCUAUUAUGUGAACAGAGACACACUUUUCUGCUAUCACAAAGCCUCUGAGGCUUUUCUGCAAAGAUUAAUGGCUCUUUAUGUAGCAUCGCAUUACAAGAAUUCUCCUAACGACCUGCAGAUGUUGUCUGACGCUCCUGCCCAUCACCUCUUUUGCCUUCUGCCUCCAGUCCCUCCAACACAAAAUUCUCUCCCAGAAGUCCUGGCUGUAAUUCAGGUGUGCCUUGAAGGAGAAAUCUCCCGACAGUCCAUCCUUAACAGUCUGUCGAGAGGAAAGAAAGCUUCUGGAGACCUGAUUCCCUGGACGGUCUCGGAGCAGUUUCAAGACAUGGAGUUUGGUAGUCUCUCAGGUGGUCGAGUGGUGCGGAUAGCUGUUAAUCCGGAUUACCAAGGGAUGGGUUAUGGCUCCAGAGCUCUCCAACUCCUUCAAAUGUACUACGAAGGCAAGUUUCCGACAAUGGAUGAGGACGCGAACCAUAAAGGGAUAACUUCAGUUAGCAGCGAAGCUGUUUCCCUUCUGGAGGAGGUGGUCACGCCCAGGAAGGAGCUGCCUCCCCUGUUGCUGAAGUUGAGUGAGAGGAGAGCAGAGAGACUGGACUAUCUGGGAGUGUCCUAUGGCCUCACUGCGCAGCUGCUCAAGUUUUGGAAGAAGGCAGGCUAUACUCCAGUGUAUCUUCGGCAAACUCCUAAUGACCUGACAGGAGAGCACUCGUGUGUCAUGCUGAAGGAGCUGAACACGGAUGAAACGCCGCAGCAGAGUCAGUGGUUGACUGCUUUUUGGAAAGAUUUCCGCAGACGUUUCCUCUCAUUACAAUCCUACCAGUUCAGUAACUUUCACCCAAGUAUGGCUCUCAACAUCCUACAGAAUAAGAAGACCAAGGAGGACACGAGCUUGCUGAGCAGCUCGGAGCUGGCUCUGAUCUUCACUCCUUACGACAUAAAACGCUUGGAGCUGUAUUCCAGAAGCAUGGUGGACUAUCACCUCAUCAUGGACCUGAUCCCAGCUGUGGCUCGCAUGUUCUUCCUCAGGCAGCUGGGAGACGUGUCCCUCUCCGCGGCUCAGAAUGCUCUGCUUUUGGGAAUAGGUUUGCAGCACAAGUCUGUGGACCAGUUGGAAAAAGAAAUAGACCUUCCCAGCUCACAGCUCAUGGGCCUUUUCAAUCGUCUCAUUCGAAAAUUUGUCCAUGUCUUCACUGGAAUCCAGGAGAAGGCCAUUGAAGCUCAGAUGGCCACGUCUAAAGACGUUACAAUGGAACCUACAGUGUGCAGCUUAAAUGAAGACCUGAAUGAAGCAGCCAAAGAGUUUGAGGAGAAGCACAAACAAGAGAUAGAAAAAGUGAAGGAUCUGGACCUUGACCAGUACAGGAUACGAGGGGAUGAGGAGGAAUGGGACCAGGCGUUAAAGAAAGGAGGUGGAGCUGUGAUUAGUAUAAAAAGUGAUAAGAAGAGGAAACUAGAGAGUGGGAGUGUCCAAAGCAAAGGUCCGCAGCAUGAGAAGAUGAAAAAGGAAAUGCAUCAUGGAAAGUCAAAUCAUGGAAAGAAAAAUAAGGACAAACAUGGAAAAUUUGGGAAAAGAGCCUGA